AGCCCAUAAUCAGUUUGAGAGUUAAACGAAAAAUGGAAGGUAAUCGGUUCGGUUCGGUAUUCGUUUAUUUUAUAAUUCUAAUAGGGUGCAUUCCAGUUAUACUAAGCAGGAAGCAAUCGUACGAUGCGCUAAAUGUGGAUGUGAUCAAUAAUCCCGGAAGAAUAUUUUCCACAAACUUAAAAUUAGUUGGUCGCGAUCGUUUGAUCAACGGCACUAUGGAAUUGAUGGCGGAUAUAACCCACAAGGAAAAAAUAUCGGCGUUUUUUUACUCGAAUUCGGGAGGAGGAUACAAAAUUAUGCCCCUGAUGGUUCCCGAAGAAGACAGUUGCUCCGUGAUUCGAUCGUACUACAAACAAUUCAUAAAGGACUCUUUUAAGCUUGGCAUCAAUACUGACUUCGAUUUUCGGUUAUGCCCUUUACCAAAGGGCGUUUAUUGGUUCAAGGAUGUUUCUCUCGAUAACAGGAAUUGGGUCUCUGUUCUACCAAGGGGUCUUAUGAAAAUGAUUUUAAAUUUCACGGACAACGGAGAAUUCGUCGGAGGUUUUGAGUUUGUUAUCGAUAUUAAAGACAAGUACUAGAAAACACAUUUUGUAAGUCUAAUAAAGAUUUUCGAUUUAUAGAUUCA
Molecule: messenger RNA, 625 nt
Organism: Drosophila ficusphila
Lineage: Eukaryota; Metazoa; Arthropoda; Insecta; Diptera; Drosophilidae
Exons: 2
Coding region: 33-578 (181 amino acids)
Source: RefSeq, a predicted model, not a curated record